AUGCAAUUCUCUAUCGCUUCCGCUGCUUUGUCUGCGACCUUCGCUUCAUUGGCCAUGGCUUUGCCAAUCAAAACUGCCGAUGAUUCAAAUUUCAACCUUAUGGUGCUUCGCUCUGGUAGUCCAGUCCAUUUUGCUCCAGUCAAUUAUGAUGAAACACACGCUCAAGUGUUCUCCAUUGGCAGGGCUGCUGGGGGAUCACCAGCCAACUUGACUUUGCAAUCUGAUUCUUCUAUUGUGGAUGAAACCGGCAGAGGAGUGUACAUCAACCCUAACACCGGGGAUGUUGGGCUUGUUGGUGAAGGUCAAAAAGCUUCUACUGGUUUCAGUUUCGACGGGUACGAAUUCUUGUAUCAAGGUAACAGUAGCUUCUUCGCUUGUCCUUCCGGUGAGGAUGUCUACUCAUUGACCUUUGAUUAUUCCUACGAGGGGUGUCUUGGUAUCACUUUGUAUCACAUCUAA
This is a messenger RNA of Saccharomycopsis crataegensis, 459 nucleotides long. RefSeq lists its product as uncharacterized. Bases 1 to 459 code for a protein of 152 amino acids. NCBI's taxonomy places the organism in Eukaryota, Fungi, Ascomycota, Saccharomycetes, Ascoideales, Saccharomycopsidaceae. The transcript has a single exon. The record is from RefSeq and is a predicted model, not a curated record.